AUGGAACUGGUGUUGAGGGAUCAGAAGGCCAUGAGGGAUUACAUCACGGAGGUGCUGAACGCAGGUAUCAUACAACCAUCUACAUCCCUGGCCUCGUCAGGGUUCUUUAUCAUGGGGAAAAAGGAUGGGGGCCUACGCCCCUGCAUCGACUAUCGGAUUAUACACCAUCACAGUCAGGUCUUUGUGAACCAUGUCCUUGGGGACCUGGUUUAUGAAUACGUUUAUCUUGACGAUAUUCUGAUCUUCUCUAAGACCCGGGAGCUACAUGUCCCCCAAGUGUCCUUCUUAGGGUACAUUCUGAGUAAAGCAGGAGUGGUUUUGGGCCCCAAGAAGGUACGGGUGGUGCUGAAGUGGCCGAGACCAAAGACCAUGAAGGCCCUGCAGCAGUUCCUGAGACUGGUCAACUUCUAUUGGAGGUUCAUCUGGGGGAUCAGCUCCUUUACCGUAUCCUACAGGCCUGGUUCCAAGAACAUAAAAUCCAACGCCCUCUCGCAACUACACGACCCAGACCCAGCCCCUGAAAGCCCCGAGUCAAUCCUGCCCAAGAACUGCCCCAGUGAUGUACCAUCUGUCGACACCUGGUACAAGGACAGCAAGGAGACCUGGCUCCUUGGGACCCCUCCCUUGCCGGUGCAAGUGGAUGGGGCCCUGGCGUACCUGGUACGGAUUCUCCUUGACUCCUGGCGUCGGCGCAGAGGCAUGCAGUACCUGGUGGAUGGGGAGGGGUAUGGCUCAGAGGAAGGGGGCUGGGUGCCUGUGCGGGAUAUUCUGGACCUAAACUUAAUCUCUGAUUUCCACCGGGACCAUAAGGACCAGCUGGCAACCAGGCCCAGGGGGCGCCCUUCCAGGGCUCGUAGGGCGGCAGGGGCCACCCUCAGGAGGGGAGGUGUGCAGGCUGACAUUGUACUGACUGAGUCUGAAUCAGUAGUGAAGAGACCAGGACAAUCUCAUAAACUGACCUCUACAGCUUCUGGAUUCACAUUCAGUUGCUAUUGGAUGGCCUGGAUCAAACAGGCUUGUCCUGGGAAGGGACUGGAGUGGAUCGCCGCUCUUAACGGUGAUGGGGGAAGCACAUACUACUCCCAGUCUGUUCAGGGUAGAUUUACAGUCUCCAGAGACAACAACAAGGCACAUUUCUAUUUAAAGAUGAACAACCUGCAAGUGGAGGACACUGCAGUUUACUACUGUGCUAGAGAUACACAUGGGUUGGACCAGUUUGACUACUGGGGAAAGGGGACCCUGGUCACUGUGACUGCAGCUGCAAAGAGUGCACCAACUGUCUUUCCUCUUGUGGCUUGUCGGUCUGGCGAUGGGUCAGAUCUGGUUACUGUGGGCUGUCUGGCCACUGGAUAUGCACCAGCCUCCUCUGUGACUUUCAGCUGGUUUGACAGUGCAAGCAACAAAAUCUCUGACUUCCUUCAGUAUCCCGAGAUCCAAAAUGGAGACAACACAGUUGUCAGUCACGUUCGGAUCAAGGCAUCAGAUUGGAAUGAACAGAAAUCAUUCACUUGUGAAGCAAAAUAUGAGUCGGAAAUCAAACGUGGAGUUGUACAGAAACAAGAGGUUUACCAUCAGAACCCUUCUCUGUACAUAAUGGCACCAACCCAAGAGGAAAUACGAGAUAAGAAUACUGCCACCUUUGCCUGUCUGGCAAGAGAUUUUACUCCUAAAUCUCACAAAUUCAAGUGGUUUGUGCAAGGUGUGCAAAAGCCUGAAACUAUUAAGUUACCUGAGACAUUGGUGCGAGCUGAGAGGGCACUGUACACCGCAACAAGCAUUUUACACCUUAAUGAGGAGGAGUGGAAGGGAGGUGUAACUGUGAAAUGUGUCUUUGAAGGCAAGCAAGAGACAUUAGAGAAGAUGACUUCAUAUACUUCAAGUGAUUGCGACAUUGCUGGACGAGUUACUGUCAGAAUCGAGGAUCCAUCUCUUGAAGAGUUCUUCCUUAAUGAUAGAGUCGUGCUCAAUUGUAAUGUCACUGGCAUGUUGAGCGACCUCAAUAGUAUUUUCUGGGAGGAUAGCAAAGGAAAUCAACUGACUUCAGAAGAAAAACAAGUGGGAAGCUCUAAAAUUGCCAGUCUCCAAAUCAGCUAUGAAGAGUGGAAAAAUAGUACAGCAUUUGUGUGCAUCAUCGACCAUAAUGACUUUCUCUUUCCAAAGACAGUGUCUUACAGAAGAAUCAAUGGAGGACAGUACAAGGCCCCUUCAGUCUUUAUACUGGGCCCAGCAGAGCAAAGAAUGGUUGACCAGGUGACCCUGACUUGCUAUGCCAAAGACUUCUAUCCCAAGGAAGUGCUGAUUUCUUGGCUUGCUGACGAUGAACUGGUGGAUAGGAAAAAGUUCAGUAUGACCAGUGUUAUUCAGACAGGAAACACCUAUUCAGUCUACAGCCAGCUGACUGUCAAUCUAUUGGACUGGCAGAAAGGAAAGGUGUAUAGCUGUGCUGUGCACCACGAAACUGUUCCCAGAUUAGUGAAGACCAUAGUCAGAUCAGUUGACAGUGUGUCUAAGAAGCCAACCUUAGUGAACCUUAGCCUCAACAUUCCCCAUACCUGUAAUAUGAUCUUCAAUAUACUUCAGAGGCUGGACUUGGACUAUGUCUCUUGCAUGUUCCAUACUGACAUGGGGCAGGACGCCUCAGAAGAAGAGUGUGACAACUUGGGCAGCACGGUCUUCGCCUUCGUUGUGCUCUUCCUGCUCUCCCUUCUCUACAGCGCUGGAGCGACUGUUGUCAAGUAUUACCCCAAAGGAAUCAAUGUAACAUGGAAAGAAGGAACCCAAGAAGUCACAUACAGUGCUGUUAACAAGGAGUUCAGGAGCAUGGGCAAUGGAACCACAAGGUUCACCCUAACAAGCAUUCUGAAGGUGGACCCAGAGAAGUGGUACCAAGGCCUAACUUAUACAUGCAGCACCACACAUGAUGCAAAGAUACUUUCAGAGAAAAUCAGCAUAUGCUCAGCUUAUCCAGUCCCUCCACCAUCAGUGUAUCUUGAGAAACCAAAGGAGAGUGCUGAUAAAAUACUGGCAACUUGUACAGUUAUUGCACUACGUGGCACCACAGUUUUAUGGGUUCUUGAUGAUGAACAUGAAACAGGCCAAACAAAUACCAUUAAAAAGUAUGCUAAUGGAACUCAAAGACUCAUCACCAAGCAUUCUAUAAGCAUGGAUAAAUGGAACACCCUUAAAAAGAUCACCUGCAGAGCUCAACAUCCAUGCUUCAACUUGACAGAGGACACUGUCAGUCUGGCGGAGCUUAAGUCACUUAAACCAACUAUCAAGUUUCUCUCAUUUUCUGAUGCGGAGAAAACUGGGUCAAUCAAUCUCAUCUGCAUGGGGUCUGGGUUCAACCCUAAGAUCAAUUGGCAAAACUCUUCUGGGAAUGUUUUGGUUCCAACAAGAGAGAAUGCUGUUAAACAUGAUGAAUGGAUCACAGUUACCAAUAAAAACAGUGUGUUUGCAUGUUUCCCUGCCCUUUCAGCAAUUCAGGAGUCCUCUAGAAGAGCUAUAGUGUUCCUCAUGGGACCCUCCCUAGAAGAUAAAAUGAUUUCCAGCAACCUUUACUUCACCUGCCGCAUGGUGGCCAGCAACAUUGAGGAGUUCUCCAUCACCUGGAAGGUGAAUGGUAAAAUCUCCUCUGAGCAGGCAUACACAGCAUCGCCUAUGGACAACAACAACAGUACGCACACUGUUCACAGUGUGCUGACUGUUAAGCGGAGUGACUGGGAGGCAUAUAGGCCUGUCUCUUGUCAUGUCAAGCACUUCUGCUCCAGUCACACACAAAAUGUGUCUCUCAAGAAAACUGCAGAAGAAAAACUCAGGAAGCCAACUCUGCAGGUCUUCAGACCUUCUGAUACCAAACUGUCAGAGACAAAGAAUGCUACCCUGUUGUGUCUGAUACUUGGCUUCUUCCCUGCGGACAUCAAAGUACACUGGGAGAUGAAUGGGACCAAGAUGGACCCAUCCCAGUAUUCCAACAGCCCUGUGGUCUGGUUCGCCAGUGCUGGAAGUUACUCGAUGCAUAGCAAGGUCCUGGUCCCACAGUCUCAAUGGCAGGAGGGAAAGUACUCUUGCAUUGUUAGUCACGAGUCAUCCCAGGUGCCGCUCACUCGCAAUAUUACCAAUGCUUUUGCCUCCUUGAUCCCCUCUGCUCCCAUGGCCAAACUGUUUUGGUCUUUAAAUGAGCUGGUCUGCCUGGUCUAUGGCUUCAGUCCAGCACCCAUCAAUAUCACCUGGCUUCUGAACGGGAACACUGAAUUGCUGGACUAUAACACCACAGCACCAUCAAGGGGUCCUGAUGGGAAAUUCAUCAUCCGAAGCCACCUAAAGCUCAGUAUGAUCCCAAAGGCUAUUUAUACCUGCAAGGUCACCCAUAUCACCAAAACUCUGUUGCCCAGGAUAAGCAAACAACCGCAGUCCUUCAACUGA
Scleropages formosus (Asian bonytongue) is the source of this 4425-nucleotide messenger RNA. RefSeq lists its product as uncharacterized. Lineage: Eukaryota; Metazoa; Chordata; Actinopteri; Osteoglossiformes; Osteoglossidae. The record is from RefSeq and is a predicted model, not a curated record.